AUGAAGUUCUCAUCGGAGCUAUGUGCCACGGCAUUGUUCGCGCUCCCUGCGCUGGCUACUCCAGUAAUGGAAAAGAGGGCCACACCGACAAUUUAUCUUGCAGGCGACAGUACCAUGGCCAACAAGGGCGCCAACGAUGGGGCUACUAACGGAUGGGGCGAAUACCUGAACAAAUAUGUCACUGUACCCGUCGUCAACAAAGCCCUGGGUGGCCGCUCAGCCCGCAGCUACUCCAACGAGGGGCGCUUCACUGAGAUCGCAGGCCUACUUAAGUCAGGAGACAUCGUGGUCAUCGAGUUCGGCCACAACGACGGUGGUUCACCAACUUCUAGCACCGACAACGGGCGCAGUGACUGCCCCGGCACCGCCGAAGAAACUUGCAUAUCCGGCAAAGAUGGGUCGACCGUGUACACCUUCGGACAUUACGUCAAAGCUGCCGCUAAGACUUUCAUUGCUAAGGGCGCAACUGUCGUCGUGAGCAGCCAGACCCCUAAUAACCUGUGGGAAGGUGGAUCUUUCAGUACCUCGGCGCCCAGAUUCGUUGCGUACGCUGCGCAGGCGGGCAAGGAGAUUGGCACUGGUGGAUCCUUUGUCGACCACUUCCAAGCCGUUCUCAAUGCGUACAGGAAGUUGGGUAAUACUGCAACGAACGCGCUUUACCCCAACGACCACACUCACACUAGCCCUGCUGGAGCCGAUCUGUCGGCGCAAGCUUUCGCGCAAGCGAUCAAGUUGAAUCUGAAUGGGACUACGCCAAUUGCGUCCUAUCUGAAGUCAGGCAACCCCACUGUAUGGUAG
Messenger RNA from Didymosphaeria variabile, 798 nucleotides. RefSeq lists its product as uncharacterized. Lineage: Eukaryota; Fungi; Ascomycota; Dothideomycetes; Pleosporales; Didymosphaeriaceae. Gene Ontology annotation, molecular function: hydrolase activity, acting on ester bonds. The record is from RefSeq and is a predicted model, not a curated record. The transcript has 2 exons. The coding region runs from base 1 to 798 and encodes 265 amino acids.